AUGAUUUUAUUAUUAAAUCUAUUUCUAUUUGUUACUUCUAAUAUUAUAAAACAAAAUAUUUAUUUUAAUCCACCUAUUCCUAAAGUUAAUUAUGAAAAUGAAAUUUUUGGUUUAGAUAUUGGAGAAUUAUAUAAAAUUUUUAAUGGAAAUUUUUCUACAUGUGAAUUUAGAGUAAAAAAAAAUAUUCAAAAAAUUCCUUGUAAUUGUUUUAAUUUUCCUACAAAAAAUUAUCAUAUAUUUAAAGUUAAUAAAAAUUUAUCUUUAACAAAAAUUUUAUCAUUUGAAGUUGACCAUCAAGAUAUAAAAAUUAUAGUACCAUCAGAUGGGGAAUUAUUAGAAGAUAUGGAAGUAAAAUUUGAAUCAAAACUAUGUACAAAACAAGUAUUUACUUUAUCUUUAGAACAUCGUGAUUUUUAUUUUAUACCUUCUAAUAUUUCUAAUAUUGAUGAUGAUUCAGAUCAAUGGAUUACUGUAGAUGAACGAACAAUUCAAUUACAUACUGGAAGAAGUAAAAAAAAAUUUUAUUGUCAAUUUAUAAGUUUAGAAGGAUUUUAUAGAAUAAAAUUAAAAAGUUUAGAUGAUAUGAAUAAUUUAAUUGAAAUUAAAUCAUCAAUAAUUCCAUUAUCACCUGUUCCAAAUAUGUAUGGAUUAAUAUUAAAUAAACCUUCAAUAAAUAUUCGAUCAGAUUCAAUAUUUCCUCAUUGUAUUAAUUUUUUUACACUUUCAUGGGAACGAUCUUUAUGUCCUGAUUUAAAUUUAAAUUUUCGUGUUCAAGUAACAGCAAUAACAGAUUUAAGGAAAACAAAUGAUUGGAUAUAUGUUGAGGAACUUCUUUUACCACCAGAUAAAAAAACUCUUGAUAUAGAAUGUUCUUUAUUUGAUAUAAUAUUUGAAAAAUAUUGUUUUGAGUUAGUUUCAACACAUCGUUAUACAGAAAAAACUCAAGUUUGGGAUAAAAAAUGUGUCAAAACUGAACCAUUAAAAAGAAUUGAUGGUGGAUUUGGUAAUUGGAGUGAAUUUUCAUCAUGUUUUUUAUCAACAGAAGGAAAAUGUAUUCAAAAAAGAUUUAGAAAAUGUGAUAAUCCUAAACCUUUUGGUGGUUUAGAUUGUCAAGGAUCAAUAAUGGAAAUAAAAAAUUGUGAACCAUCAAAAUGUCCUUAUAAAUUAAUUACAUCACCAUUAACAGCUAAAUCAUCUGAUUGUUCUUGUGGUUGUAAUAUAACUAACAAAAAUGGUUCUUUCUUUGUUGGUCGUGGAAGAUAUCCUUUUUGUGAGAAGAUGGGAAAAUUAGAAUGGAUAUUAAAAUCUCCAGAAGUGACAUCAAUACAUAAAAAAUUUUUUGACAUUAAACCACUUCAAAAAUAUUAUAUUACAAUUGAUAAAAAUUUUUUAAAUAAUGAAAAUGAUGUUGUACAAAUGUUUAGUGAUAAAAAUUUAAUUUGGGAAAGUCAACAAAGUAUAGAAACAGAAAUUGUUCUUUAUGCAAAUACUACAAUAAGGUUUAUUUUUAAAUCCAUAACAAAUAAAACACAAAUAUCAGGAGUUGUUAUUAAUUAUAUUUUGAAAGAUAAUUAUUAUGUCAUGGAAAACAUUACAUACUCAACAGCUUAUGUCAUAUGUAUAAAAAAUUAUUGUUCUAAAACUUUAUUUUUUGGUUUAUGUGGAUUUGCUAUUUUUAUUACAUUAUUUUUACCAACAACAGUCUGUUUUUUUAUAACAAAAUUAUUAAAAAAAGAUAAAUGGAAAAAAAUUGAGGAAGAGAAAGAUAGAAAAAUAAAAUAUAAAGAUAAUGCUGAUAGUAUACGUUCUGAAAUGAUAAAGUCAAAUAAUACAAAUUCUACUCAUAUACCAGAUAUUCAAAAUUCAACAAAUGGUCAAAAAAAAUUUGUAACAUGUCGGUCAAUUGGUAUUCAAUUAUCUUCUCAAAAUACACCAUUAUGUUCUAGGUCAACAAGAUUUCAAUUAUCAGAAAAUUCAUCAUCUAGAAAUACACCAAGAGUGGCUAGAAGUAGCCUUUCAUUUGCCUCAAUCAAUGAAAUGGAAUAUGAUUAUUACGAACCAAUAGUUCCUGGUUCUUUUUUAUACCCACAACAAUUUGACAUGGCCUCUGACAUUGACAUAGAUUCAAUUAUACGUCAAGAAGCAAAGUUGUUACUAACAGAUCCACCAGUAGAUGCUCAUACACAAAUAUAA
Molecule: messenger RNA, 2193 nt
Organism: Strongyloides ratti
Lineage: Eukaryota; Metazoa; Nematoda; Chromadorea; Rhabditida; Strongyloididae
Product: Golden goal
Exons: 3
Coding region: 1-2193 (730 amino acids)
Cellular component (GO): cell periphery
Source: RefSeq, a predicted model, not a curated record